AUGGCAGGUACUGCUGAGAGUGUACUGUCUGCAACAGUCUCUUAUAAUUCAAUAAGAAGUAGUAAGAAUUCCAUGAGUCCUGAUACAUUUACGCUUCACGCAACGUGUAUAGUAUGGGAUUGUAUACUGAGGCUAUGGGCAGACGAUGUUUAUCUUCCACAAUUACUUCAUAGGUUUUGGAAAUUGUGCCUUCAAUUGUGUUCGAGAUAUCAACACUGGUGUCGAACGUCUCUGAAACAGGUAUGGUCUGUAGUGACAGUAAAUGAAACGGCUCACAGCCCAGAAGCAGAAAACGCCCAGAGGCUCGAAUUCCUCGUCGGACUUCACACCGACAUCGAGAAACUAUCUACUAAAAUGUCCAAUUUUACCACCGAAGUGAUACCCGAUAAGUUAAUUAUUUUUAGUCCAAGGGCAAUAGAUUUAGUAAACGACUGCUUAAAAGAUACGAUGAAAAACUUUGAGGAUCUCCUGCCUCUGGUGACGCAAGAAAUAAUCUCAGAGCUUCUGAGCCCAGGACUGAUACACCUGCGUCAAAUCAGCGAUAUUCCACGGCUGUUUCGUCGCACCAAUCGUGACGAACCGACAAAACCCUGUCCAUAUGUCAAACGGGCCCUCGACUUUCUUUGCACCUUUCACGCUGACUACCGGUCUGUGGUGCCGAACAACGUUAACAGCUGGCUAGUGCACGCCCUCACAUCGCUUACGCAACAGUACUUGUCUUUGGUAAAGGACGUGCUCAUAUCUGUACAAAAGACAGAGGAAAGUUUGAGGAGGUUGAAGAAAAUCCGGGAUAAGUCUGCUGGCGUCUCAACUUCUGAAAGUCAAGUAAUUAGUGAUGAUGAAAAGAUUCGCAUUCAGCUGCUCAUUGAUGUGAAAAGUUACAUUGAAUUGAUCAAAGACUGGGGCAUUGCUCAAAGUGAUAUUCAGAAUUUGAAUGAACUGUUGGAUGUAGUAGUAACAGCCACUAAAAAUAAAAGAGAGCCUUAA
Copidosoma floridanum is the source of this 987-nucleotide messenger RNA. It is a transcript of the gene Cog2, whose product is annotated as conserved oligomeric Golgi complex subunit 2. Gene Ontology annotation, biological process: protein transport; intra-Golgi vesicle-mediated transport; Golgi organization. NCBI's taxonomy places the organism in Eukaryota, Metazoa, Arthropoda, Insecta, Hymenoptera, Encyrtidae. Gene Ontology annotation, cellular component: COG complex; membrane. The record is from RefSeq and is a predicted model, not a curated record.